Messenger RNA from Schistosoma mattheei, 274 nucleotides. NCBI's taxonomy places the organism in Eukaryota, Metazoa, Platyhelminthes, Trematoda, Strigeidida, Schistosomatidae. The record is from the annotation of a GenBank genome assembly.
AUGCCUUUCGCUACAACAGCAAUAAUUCGAUGGAAUCGACCAUAUAGAUGUACCAUGCUUCUAGCCGGUUUAUUGAUUUUUAUAAGUUGUAUGACAUCAGCAGUGGUGCCUAGUCCAGGGUAUCUAUUCCUGACUCAUACACUAAUACAUGGCCUUGGAUCUACACUUAUUUUAUGUGGGACAAGUCUUGUAACAGAAGAGUAUUUUGACAGAUCUCAUCGAUUUCAUGUUUUAGCAACUGCAUUUGUUUCCGGUGGACCUUAUGGUGUACUAA